Messenger RNA from Oncorhynchus masou masou (cherry salmon), 3929 nucleotides. RefSeq names its product vascular cell adhesion protein 1-like. The record is from RefSeq and is a predicted model, not a curated record. The coding region runs from base 1 to 879 and encodes 292 amino acids. NCBI's taxonomy places the organism in Eukaryota, Metazoa, Chordata, Actinopteri, Salmoniformes, Salmonidae. The transcript has 7 exons.
AUGCAGGUCGUGUGGAGUCUGCAGGUGAAGGUGACUCCUGCUGCAGAGGGACAGAAGACACUGACCUGUAUCACCACCUGUACUCUGACUGACAACCCCACCUACAUCUGGUACAAGAACGGACAACGUGUAGAUGAGCCCACUUCCCAACAAUACUCUAAUGCUCCAAAGAACACCUCAGUGUCAGUCAGUCCCUCUGGUGAAAUAGUGGAGGGCAGUUCAGUGACUCUGACCUGCAGCAGUGAUGCCAACCCACCUGUGGACAAAUACACCUGGUACAAGAAGAAUGGAGCUUCACUGAAGGGAUCUGAAAACACCUUCCUCAUCACCAACAUUAACUCUGAGGACAGAGGAGAAUACUACUGUGAGGCUGAGAGUAUAUAUGGGAGUCUCAACUCUUCUUCUGUGUCUGUGGACAUUCAAUAUGGCCCAAAGAACACCUCAGUUCUGACUACAGCUGUAGGAAUCAUAGUGGUUGUUCUGGUUCUCAUCCUCUGUUUCUCCGGCUUCAUGUGGUUCAGGAAGAGGGCCUCCAAUUCUCCCUCUGUCACAAGAGACACAGCAGACGAUGGACAGGGAGACUCUAGUCCAGUGUAUGGCAAUAUCUCAGGCAUGGCAAUGAACCCUACUGCAGCACAGACAGCUACAAGAGAUGACCAGGAUGAUGUUCUCUACGCCAGCGUCCACUUCUCUGGCUCCAAAAACCAGGAAGUGCUUCUGUACUCCACCGUUCAAGUGCCUCAACCCCAGAAAGAGGAUGAGGAUGUCCAGUACGCUGCUCUGAAAUUCAACCUCCCCAGUGCUGCCACCCGACCCGCAGCAGCACAAGCAGCUGAGGAGGACUCCUCUGUUCUCUACAGUACAGUCAAUAAACCCUGAACCAGGAAGACCUGAACACAACAAACCCAGAACCAAGAAGACCUGAACGCAACAAACCCAGAACCAAGAAGACCUGAACACAACAAACCCAGAACCAAGAAGACCUGAACACAACAAACCCAGAACCAAGAAGACCCGAACACAACAAACCCAGAACCAAGAAGACCUGAACACAACAAACCCAGAACCAAGAAGACCUGAACACAACAAACCCAGAACCAAGAAGACCCGAACACAACAAACCCAGAACCAAGAAGACCUGAACACAACAAACCCAGAACCAAGAAGACCUGAACACAACAAACCCAGAACCAAGAAGACCUGAACACAACAAGCCCAGAACCAAGAAGACCUGAACACAACAAACCCAGAACCAAGAAGACCUGAACGCAACAAACCCAGAACCAAGAAGACCUGAACACAACAAACCCAGAACCAAGAAGACCUGAAAACAACAAACCCAGAAUCAAGAAGACCUGAACACAACAAACCCAGAAUCAAGAAGACCUGAACACAACAAACCCAGAACCAAGAAGACCUGAACGCAACAAACCCAGAACCAAGAAGACCUGAAAACAACAAACCCAGAAUCAAGAAGACCUGAAAACAACAAACCCAGAACCAAGAAGACCUGAACACAACAAGUUUGACAAUAACCUUGAAUAUCAGGACCUGUAUAUCUAAACUAAGUGAUAUAAUGCCUAUGGAGGUGUGGAAUAUUGACCAGGCGGUUUGAGCCCUGAAUGCUGAUUAGCUGACAGGCGUGGUAUACCAGACCGUAUACCAUGGGUAUUAACAUUUGUAUUUACUGGUCUAAGUACAUUGGUAACCAGUUAAAAAUAAGGCACCUCGGGGUUUGAGGUGCAUCCAAGCACUCCGCGUUGCAUUGUGCAUAAGAACAGCCCUUAGCGGUAGUAUAUUGGCCAUAUACCACACCUCCUCAGGCCUUAUUGCUUAAGUUUAUAAUGGCAACAAGGUACUUCAGGGGUUUGUGGUAUAUGACCAACAUACUGUUCCACGGCUUAUUUUAAACUGGUUAACAACAUAAAUAGAACAGUAAACAAGUAUUUUUACGUCAUACCCGUGGUAUAUUGUCUGAUAUACAGGAUAGACUUCUGAAAUGCUGUUUCAGCCAAUCAGCAUCCAGGGCCAAAACUACCCAGUUUAUAAUAGUAUUUAAUAAUAUAUGCCAUCUAGUAGGCACUUUUAUCCAAGUCAUUACAGUCAUGUUUGAAAACACAUUUCGUAUGGGAAGUCCCAGCAGGAAUUGAACCCAUGCACCAUGCUGUACCAACUGAGCCACAGGACGACUCUAUUCACACUUAGAGUAGGAGUUCUGAUCUAGGGUCAGUUAUGACUCUGAAACAAUGAUGAAUUAGAAAGGGACCUUAACAUUUUUCAUAUAUAUUUUACGUUGAAAAAUAUUGUAUUUCUGACGUAGGCAACCUCCAUUUAUAUCUUACAGUGCAUUCGGAAAGUAUUCAGACCCCUUGACUUUUUCCACAUGUUGUGAUGUUUCUAACUUUUGCUCAAAUUGAUGAAAUAGUUCUCUCCUCAUCAAUCAACACACUAAACUCAUAAUGCUAAAGCAAAAAAUGUUUUUAGACAAUUUUGCAAAUGUAUAAAUACAAAAAAACUGCAAUAUCACAUUUACAUAAGUUUUCAGACCCUUUAAUCAGUACUUUGUCAAAGCACCUUUGGCAGCGAUUACAGCCUCGAGUAUUCUUGGGUAUGACGCUACAAGCGUGGCACACCUGUAUUUGGGGAAUUUCUCCCAUUCUUAUCGCCAGAUCCUCUCAAGCUUGGUCGUGUUGGAUGGGGAGCGUCGCUGAACAGAUAUUUCCAGGUCUCUUCAGGGAUGUUCGAUCAGGUUCAAGUCCGGGCUCUGGCUGGGCCACUCAAGGACAUUGAGAUUUCUCCCGAAGCAACUCCUGCUUUGUCUUGGCUGUGUGCUUAGGGUCCUUGUCCUAUCGGAAGGUUGAACCUUCACCCCAAUCUGAGGCCCUGAGCCCUCUGGAGCUGGUUUUCGUCAAGGAUCUCUCUGUACUUUUCUCCAUUCAUCUUUCCCUCGAUCCUGACUAGUCUCCCAGUCCCUGCCGCUGAAAAAUAUCCCCACAGCAUGAUGCUGCCACCACCAUGCUUUAACGUAGGGAUGGUGCCAGGUUUCCUCCAGGCGCGAUGCUUGGCAUUCAGGUUUCAUCAGACCAGAUAAUCUUGUUUCUCAUGGUCUGAGAGUCUUUAGCUGUCCUUCUUGAAGGCUCUCAUCUCCACAGAGGAACUCUGGAGUUCUGUCAGAGUGAACAUUGGGUUCUUGGUCACCUCGCUGACCAAGGCCCUUCUCCCCCGAUUGAUCAGUUUGGCCAGACGGCCAGCUCUAGGAAGAGUCAUGGUGGUUCCAAACGUCUUCUAUUUAAGAAUGAUGGAGGCCACUGUUUUCUUGGACAUUAAAAAAUACAGAAAUGUUUUGGUACCCUUCCCCAGAUCUGUGCCUCAGCACAAUCCUGUCUCGGAGUUCUAGAGACAAAUCCUUCGACCUCAUUAUUUUUGCUCUGACAUGCACUGCAAACUCUGGGACCUUGUAGACAGGUGUGUGCCUUUCCAAAUCAUGUCCAAUUAAUUGAAUUUAUUACAGGUGGACUCCAAUUAAGUUGUAGAAACAUCUCAAGGAUGAUUAAUAGAAACAGGAUGCAGCUGAGUUCAAUUUCGAGUCUCAAAGCAAAAGGUCUGAACACUUAUCUAAAUAAGGUAUUUCUGUUUUUUAGUUUUAAUACAUUUUGUGUUUUGCCAUUAUGGGGAUAGUGUGGUAUAUUUUUAUUUAAUCUAUUUUAGAAUAAGGCUGUAACAUAUCAACAUUUGAAAAAAGUCAAGGGGUCUGAAUACUUUCCCAAUGCAUUGUAUUUAAUUCUAUAUUUUUUAUGUUAUGUUUCUGAAACAAUCAUCAAACUUGUGAGACUUUUGCCUCAACGUCCAGGAAAGAGUUCUGCUUGAUGCAAUGUUUCUUAUUGCUUUUAUCAAAUGUUCUUUUUUGUAAACUGUGUUGUGACAUUUAA